Messenger RNA from Ostreococcus tauri, 2532 nucleotides. RefSeq names its product von Willebrand factor, type A. Gene Ontology annotation, biological process: endoplasmic reticulum to Golgi vesicle-mediated transport; COPII-coated vesicle cargo loading; intracellular protein transport. The coding region runs from base 1 to 2532 and encodes 843 amino acids. The transcript has a single exon. Gene Ontology annotation, cellular component: endoplasmic reticulum exit site; COPII vesicle coat. Gene Ontology annotation, molecular function: zinc ion binding; SNARE binding. The record is from RefSeq and is a predicted model, not a curated record. NCBI's taxonomy places the organism in Eukaryota, Viridiplantae, Chlorophyta, Mamiellophyceae, Mamiellales, Bathycoccaceae.
AUGGCGCCGCCGACGGGCGCGAUGGCGCCGCCGAUGGGCGCGAUGGCGCCGCCGAUGGGCGCGAUGGCGCCGCCUGUCGUGCCGGGUCCGCCGAUGGGAACCGCGGCGCCGCCGCCCGUCGUGCCGGGACCGCCGGCGAUGGGCGCGGCGCCGAUGAUGCAAGGGCAGAUGGGCGGCGGGUAUCCGCAGACGGGUGGGUACGGCGCGCAAUCUCAUUUUGUGGAAGAUUUCGCGUCGCUAAACCUCGGUCCAGGUGGGGCGAGCGGCGAGCCCGGGAUGGAUCCGGCGACGUUUCCACGGCCGGGCGACGACGAGCCGAGGCCGAAUAUGGAGCUCUCGUGCGAUCCGAAAUACAUGCGCUUGACGUGCGGAGUGCUUCCGUCGAACCCAAGUCUGAAGACACGGUUCGCCAUGCCGCUCGGAUGCAUCGUCCAUCCGCUCCGACCGGGCGACGAAAAGGAGGUGAAGACGGCGCACUUCGGGAGCUCGGGUAUCGUGCGCUGUCGUCGAUGCAGAACGUACAUCAACCCGUUCGUGCAGUUCACCGACGGCGGGCGGAGGUUUCGGUGUAACGUGUGCGCGCUACCGAACGAAGUGCCGGUGGAUUACUUUUGCACCCUGGAUGCGAACGGCGUGCGUAGAGACAUCGCCGAGCGGCCAGAGUUGAACAGCGGGACGGUCGAAUUUUUAGCCAGCCAAGAGUACAUGGUGCGACCACCGAUGCCUCCGUCUUUCUUCUUCGCCAUCGACGUUUCGCAUACGGCGGUGAAUAGUGGGUUUUUGAAGAAGACCGUGGAGACGAUCAAGGAGUCGCUCGAUGAAAUGUCCAAGAAGAGCGAGCGUACACAAGUGGGAUUCCUGUGCUACGACUCGACGCUCCACUUUUACAGCCUCAAAUCGUCCCAGACGCAGCCGCAGAUGAUGGUCGUCGCCGAACUUGACGAUCCUUUCGUGCCGAUGCCGGAUGAUUUGCUUGUGAACCUCGCGGAAUCGCGGCAGGUGAUCGACUCGUUCUUAGAUAUGGUGUGCGACACAUACGCGGCGACGCAAAACAUGGAGAGCUGCAUGGGUCCGGCGAUGCAGGCCGCGUUUUUGGCCAUGUCGCACCUCGGUGGUAAGCUUCUCGUGUUCCAAUCGUGUCUACCGACGCUUGGUGCCGGUCGAUUGGUGAACAGAGACGACACGCGAUCCAGCAUGGACUCGAGCAAGGAGCACUUACUUCGCGGCCCCGUUGAUGGUUUCUUCAAGAAGACUUCUGCGGAGUGCUCCAGGCUUCAGAUUUGCAUCGACAUUUACACGAUUGCAGCGCCAUUUUCGGACCUCGCGUCCAUGUCGGUGCUCUGCAAAUAUACGGGCGGCGAGAUGCGACACUACCCGGGUUUCACGCUCAUCAAGGAUGGCGUCAAAUACGGCAAAGAGUUGAAGAAUAAUCUCACGCGAUACACCGCAUGGGAGGCGGUGUGUCGCGUACGCUGCAGCCGCGGCUUUAGAAUCUGUGCCUUCAACGGUCACUUCUUCAUCCGAUCCAUGGACCUGUUAGCACUCCCGGCGACGGAUGGUGAUAAGGCGUACGGGGUGCACAUUGCUCACGACGAGGUUGUCCCAAGCACAAACAUCUCGUACCUACAGUGCGCCCUACUCUACACGUCUGCCGAGGGCGAGCGAAGGAUUCGAGUGCACACGAUGGCGGUGCCGGUCGUGACAGACAUUGCGGAAAUGUACAGAGCCGUAGAUAGUGGUGCGAUGGGAGCUUUCAUGGCUCGUCUGGGCGCCGAGCGCACGCUGAGCGUUCGAUUACAAGAUGCUCGUGAGGCUGUGAUGGCCAAGGUGGUGGCGACGCUGCGCGAGUACAAGUUAAUCAACACGCAAGUGUCGAGAGCGUAUAACAGACUUAUCUUCCCAGAGGCGAUGAAACUACUUCCGCUUUGGAUUUUUGCCGCUUUCAAGAGCACUGCGAUGCUUGGUGGGCCGAGAGACGUCCCCGUGGACGCUCGCAUUGCCUCUGUGUUUGACUUCAUGUCGGCAUCGACGGAAGAAAUUCUGAAAUUGCUCUACCCAACCAUGUACGCGCUGCACUCGAUGCCCCAGGAAGCGGGAAUGAAGGAUGAGUACGAUCGGGUGAUUUUGCCCCCGCGCACCGUCCUCGCAGGCGAGCGCAUCGAUGCGCGCGGCGCCUAUCUCGUGGAUGACGGCAGACGCCUGUUGCUCUGGCUGGGUAAGAUGCUCGAUCCGGGAUUCGUCGGCGACUUGUUCGGCCCGAGCGGUCCAUCGAGUGCAGAUGUCGACUGCAUCCUUCCAGUCCUUGACAACGCCCUCUCGCGCAAGGUGCGCGCUAUCGUCGACGACGCACGCGCCGAGGCCGGUCGCGCUCGUCACUUAGUCCUCACCUGCGUCAUCCAAGGCCACCCGAGCGAGACUCAGCUCUUCCCGUACCUGGUCGAAGAUAGAGGUGCCGCUAACGUCGUCGGCGCUCAAUCCUACGCCGAGUUCUUGAUCGAGCUCCAUCGCCAAGUGAGCGCGGUGCAGCGGUGA